Dibothriocephalus latus is the source of this 231-nucleotide messenger RNA. The record is from the annotation of a GenBank genome assembly. Lineage: Eukaryota; Metazoa; Platyhelminthes; Cestoda; Diphyllobothriidea; Diphyllobothriidae.
GUCCUACUCCUACUACGUCGAAGUGGCCCUCUGCAAGGACGGCACCUGGCACCGGGUAGUGGACUACAGCAACUACGCCUGUCGUUCCUGGCAGACACUGUACUUUCCGGCGCGUGUCAUUCGUCUGAUUCGCAUCGUAGGCACUCGAAGCUCCGUCAGUCAGUACUUCCAUCUGGUCACCUUCCAAUGUUUCUACACACGGGAGCAGUUUAAAGUACACAAUGAUCUCCU